AAGCAGCUCUGUUUUAUGCCGUGAGGCGCCGCAGCCACGCGUGUAAAUCAUUUCUUUUGCAAGCUUCCAUGACAGUACAAUCAGCUGUGAAUGCUCCACUUUGGAGUGGAAGCAGGCAGAGAAUGGGAGGGGCACUUGUCUGCCUGCCUACACACACACACACACACACACACACACUUUUCAUAGUGAGCUUGGGAUGCUGCCGUCUCCUCAGCAGCUGGAUGAGCGCUACUAUUGGGAGGGUUCUGACUGUGGAUCAUGCUUGCCUGAGAGCCAUGAUGUCAGUGACACGAGCAGCACUGAUUCAGCACUAAUGAUAUCAGCACAGGGACAUUGGGGAAAAACACAUGCGAUGGUGGACAUAGUGGACAGCCUUUAGGGGUUUGCCCCCAAACAUGGGGAACAGCGUCCAGAAGAGGAAAAAGGUGGAGACGGACAAACCAAAAGGCUUCUGGCUGAUUGGACACUCAGGCAAGCUGAAGUCAGCUUGCACCAAGGCCAAUGAUGAGCAGAAGAGGUUGUCAGUCCACUACUCGGCCUCACAACACUUCCAGGAGAAUGUGUUCAUUGAGGGCAGCAGGCCCCAGUACCUGGAGGACCUCCACUCGGAGGCUCAGGAGGGCUUGAAGAUACAACAGAAGGAAGAGCAUGAGAGCGGAGUGAACUUUGCUGAAGAUGAAAGCAUUGCUUCAUCAGACACUGCACAUCCGGAACAGGAUCUUAACUCCAAGGAUGUGGAGGGCUCACUGGAGUGGAAAUCCAACUCAGGGAUUACAGAUACCUCAACGACAUGUGCUGUCCUGACCAGACCCGGGCUCACUCGCCAAGGUUCGACAUUCAAGCCUUUGAAUCCAGUGAAAAGGUUAGAUAAGAACAAGAAGAGGAACAGGAGGACAACCAUCAUGGGUAUUCCCAAUCAGGUUCAGAAAGAACUCGGUAAGUCAACAGUCAUCCUGGAUCCAAUACCAUACAUAAUGCACUAUUCAAAAUCUACCCUUUUCCCAGCAUUGCACAGAAGUUCCACCUUCCAACAGGUUGUUUCUACCAAUAACAACAACCAAUCGGGUGUUUGUGUCAUUCCAACUGUUGAAGGGGGGACUCCAGUAGUGACCAAGGACGGAGCGAGGGUGCACCUUUCAAAGCUGGAGCAGGUAACGGAAAAGCAGCAAAUGAGGAAGCAUCUCCAGGAAGUGUACAAAGAUGAGGAUCCCUUACACCAUCAAGUAUUUGAAUCCCAUUGUUACCGCUCGUCUGUCCUCAGACCCAUGUCUGUUGCGGUUCCUGGCAUGAGUACCUUCACUUCCUUUAAUCCUUCAAUGGGUAGCUUCCUCUUGGAGCCCCAGGGUCCAGUAAUGUCCAUAUCUCCCCAGGCUACCUAUCUAUCUACAAUCAUCCCAAAUGCGGUGUUGCCAGCCUCGAUUGAAGUUAUCGAGAUAGACCGCAGCAGCCAAACAAGAGGCAAUGGUGUCAACAACAGCGGGAGUGUUCAUGCAGCUAGCAAAAGUAGCCUAGCAUCCUUGGACUCAUCGGUCAGCCCUUUGCUUUCUAGAAGCUCAGAUGGUUCUCACAAAAACAAUUCUUACAACAACUUUACAACGGAGGUCUGUAACUCACAGGAAGUGGAUAUCAAAGUGCAGGAGAGUCAAAUGGAUUCUACAGGGGACCAAGAAUUUGCCAGCCUUCACAACCAAGGCGAUCUCACUAGCAGAAACAGGGAAACAAACAACAACCCACAGCCUAAGAAUGACACAAAGAUAAAACGCAAUUCCACCCGAAGUCUUUCAAUCAUCAAGACAAAGCAACCUCCAGCACCUCCACAAAGAUCCAACUCCCUUCAUUCCAAUAAGAUCAGGAUCAAUACAAAGAUUCAGUUGGAUAACAAAGAUGACACUGCUUCCCAAAAGAUAGCAACUACCACAGGAGACACAGCAUCAACAGAUCAACUAAAAUCAGAAACAAAUAAAAUCCCAAACCCUGUAUCAAAUAGUCCUCCAAACCUUGCAGAUACUUCUGCUGGUGAGGCUCAAAAGUCUUUGUCAGAAAUCAACAGAUCCUCCCCACAGAAAACUCCAUCAGAAGGUGAGAAAUUUGAACGCACCAUGUCACCUUCCAGUGGAUACUCCAGUCAGAGUGGCACCCCAACACUUUCCCCAAAGGAGAUCUCCCCAAACUCUCCAGAUAAACACAAGAAGAAACCACUUAAGCCUGAGAGAGCCAUGUCUCGAGCCUCAUCCUCAGCUUCUCCUUCCUCGUCACUUACCUCUUUGUCAUCUGGUACAUCAGAACCUGUCAACUCAGAUGUUUCUUGCACUAGCAGUCUGACCCCAAUUUCUGCCAAAGAACCCACUCCGAAUUUGACAAUUGAAGUCAGAGAGCUGUUAAAUGUCCCACCACCUCCCAAAGUCAAAGCACCGUGUCCUCCUCCCCCUGAGACAUGGGCUCAGAACAGUCUGACCAUUGAGCUCCUGUGUGGUCCAAGCCUCAAAGUCAGCCAAGUAUUGAAAGAAUCAACACCGAUACAGGAGAGCGCGGCGAAACAUGAAGACCGUCAAACAAAAAAUGAAGAUCCACAGUCCGACGAAUCAUCAGAAGGAAAUUCUCAAGUUGAGAAAUUGGCAGAGAUCCUUGGUGGGGAGGCCCGUGAGGAUCAAAACUGUACAGUUACAGAACAAGAGACGUUUGCAACUGAGGAAAGCGUUGAAACAAUAGCAGAAGUACAAAGUCAAGAGAGUUGUAGCCCCACAGUGAAGGACUCCGGUAGUUGUGAAAAGACAGAACCACCUCGUGCGAUGAAGAAACCACAGACAAUACUGCAGAAAGAUGAUGUGGUGUUGACAGAGUCUACACUAGAUACCUCAGUUGAUGAGACUGAGAUAGGCUCAAAUGAAGGCCCAGUGACUUCUAUAGAUUCGCAAGUGAUUCAUGAGGUGUCACCACCACCUUCUCCUCCACCUGAUCAUCAGCCAACACCUCCUCCAUUGAGAAAGUCACCUCCCAUCUCUGUAUCACCUGUUGAUUUAGACAGAAUACAGGAAGAGACCAACACCAUGGAAUCCUCUUGGCCACCUCCUCCACCUCCUUUAGAGGGAGAUUCUAUCUUUGAUGGAGGGGAUGAGUUGGACUUUCCUCUUCCGCCGCCGCCUGACGUGGUGGACAAUGUUUCAGCUGUGAUGGAGAGGUCCAUCACAGAGACGGAUGCUCUGGACGCAACAAUUCCGCCUGUGGAGGAAUUUGUGAAGUUGAUUCAGGACACAAGUGAAGGAGAGACAUCUGAACCACUCGAUCUUGUCUUGCACCCUGUUGUAGUUUGUGACAAGAAUGAUGCAGACACCGUGUCAUCUUGUCUACCAUCUUCAUCCAUUAGUCCACCAUCCACAAUAGUUUCUUCCAGCAGUUUCCUCAAGCGCUACUCUCUUGAUUUUGAAAUCCACUCAACUACUGAACCUUCCAUCACUGCCCGACUGCCUUCUCCAGUUCCAUCCCCUUCACCAAUGGAGAACCUUACAGCUGGGGUUGCCUUCCGAAGGCCACCCAGUAAUGCACACAGAGACAACAGGAGCAAGGAGCUGCUAGCUCGCCACAAAAGUGUACCUAUUCCCAAAGAGGAUGCAAACAUACCACUUGUCACCCCCUCUUUACUUCAGAUGGUCCGUCUCAGAUCAGUCAGCACAACUGAGGACAGUGAGGCAGCGCUCACGGAGGACAAGUCAACAAAUGGAGUUGAAGACAUUUGCAGACAGCAAAGCACUCCACAAAAGCCCAUCCGUAAGUCACUAAUAUCCCCCCCUCAAGUGGUGAAAACAUCUGUGACACCCAGCACCCCUUCCAUGCGAUUACAAGAAGCCAUUCGUAUAAAAACUGCAGCCCUGUCAUCUAGAGAGAGUCUUCCAUGCCGGCUGGGGAUGAGGUCAUCGUAUCACUGUGCCAACGAACCAGGGAUUUUGGCCCUUAAAUCCUGUAAAGCAUAUGACACGCAGAGGUCCCACACGUCUACUGCUAGCUUCAUCUUCUCCAGGAGCACCAAAAGGGCUCUUGAAGACCAGUCACCGUUUUCUGAGCAAACAAACUGGGUGAAGUCUGACAGGGUCCCUCCAACAGUCGCAAGGAAACCAUCUCACAGCAGCGUCAGUUUUUCACAGCAGCCCAAUGUUGCCACUAGUGAUGCACAACAACAUUCCAAGGGAAUUGCACUACCGGAGACGACAACAAGAGUGACUGCAGACACAAUUGAAACACUGUUUUGAAAGCACUUUGCGGUAAUUUGCCAAGAUGAGCCGCAGGAACAAGCAAAGCCUAGAAGCAAGACUGCAAUCAAGGGACGCCAUUAAAGACACUCAAGACUUCAAAAGCCUUAGCCUGUAAUGGCCUUCCAAAUGUAUUUAUGCAAAUCAGUAGCUCACACUUUAUGAUAAACUUUAUUCUGGAGUAUUUUUCUAAGCAUCUACCCAACUCUACGCCCCUCAGGAUAAACUAGUGUACAUAUGGGCUGUAAAUAGUUUGAGGGUGCCCCCCAGAGGUAGGUAGCAGUCACAUCAGUGUUUCUGUACAGAGAUUUCAGAGGUGAAGGAUCUGCUAACACCAACAAAUGUCACUGCGUAGAGGUCCUUGUUUUUGGGGUUUUCAUCUGAGAUAAAAGGGAAAGAAGAAGUUAUGUUAUUAAGAAGAGAAGCACUUUUGUAUCGAUACAGAUGAUCAACUAUGAAAAUGCUUUUAGCACCAUCAUAUGUCUUCUGGGUGUAAUAAAAAGACACAACUUGAGAUACAUUAAUGCAAAGCACUCCUAUUUAUUUAUGUAUGCUUAUUUCCAGUGACGAUGAGUACUAGAUUGAACUGGACCACAGUCACAAAACAGACUUCUUCAGUUAAAUGUGUGUUGUUUUUUUUGUUCAAUCAUGAUAAUAAAUUCCCAUAGGUUGAUUUAUGUGCAAUGCGAUCCAUGAUGUAACCACCUGAAAAGUACAAUAGAGAUUAUUUUAAAUACAGAUCUGUCUGGUAACCAUCACCUACUGACAGAAGAUGUGAGGCAUAUUGCGUGUUAAUAUGAGCAUGUAAGGUCCCACGAUUUUGCAACGAGUCCACACUUUUUUCCCUUUUGAAGCUCACAUCAUUAAAAGACUUUCAGCAUCCGUGUCCCAUCGCGGUCCAAGUAACCACCCCAGAUGACUGCUGUUCCCAUGGCAACUUGAUGAUUAGUGUACUCUUGUAAUGUGGCUAGCAGGUGAAGAUGAGUACCUAACUGAUGUUGCCUCCUUUCAGAGUCUUACAAGUGAUCUGUCCGAGUUUGGUCAUCAGUGGUUUGUCUUUCCACUGAGCUGCAUGCUCGUCUGAGAUCUUCAGGUCCACCUAGGAAAGGAUACAGUA
Messenger RNA from Dunckerocampus dactyliophorus (ringed pipefish), 5361 nucleotides. RefSeq names its product KIAA1522 ortholog (gene nhsl3). The record is from RefSeq and is a predicted model, not a curated record. Bases 396 to 4244 code for a protein of 1282 amino acids. NCBI's taxonomy places the organism in Eukaryota, Metazoa, Chordata, Actinopteri, Syngnathiformes, Syngnathidae. Gene Ontology annotation, biological process: cell differentiation. The transcript is spliced from 8 exons.